Raphanus sativus (radish) is the source of this 1584-nucleotide messenger RNA. RefSeq lists its product as uncharacterized. NCBI's taxonomy places the organism in Eukaryota, Viridiplantae, Streptophyta, Magnoliopsida, Brassicales, Brassicaceae. The transcript has 5 exons. The coding region runs from base 729 to 1256 and encodes 175 amino acids. The record is from RefSeq and is a predicted model, not a curated record.
AUUUUGAAAUCUGUCUCUCCUUUAAAUUCUCUUCCUAUGGUGAGGCCUCUUUGUUACUUUUUAUCAAUUUCCAAUUUCUGUUCUUUCAUAAAAUCAAGAAUCUCAAAAGCACAAUGGAUUAUCAAGAAGCAGGUUCAUCAUUGAGUACUAGACUCAUUUGUCUAUCUCCUAUCUAAAAUCUCCUUUUUUAUUUUUCAUAAGUUGAUCAUGUUUUUUGAAACAUUCUCUCUCACUUUGCAUAGCAGGAAGACAAAAGGUUAAUAUUGAGCAGCCGGUAAAAGAUAAAGAGAGUGAAUGGAAUCAUCGGAGAAGCUUGGCAUGGGACUCAGCCUUCUUCACUACCCCUGGUUUCUUCUCAGUCUCCUUAAUGACGACUACUGUGAAAUUCAAGAACCUCAAGAACACACAGUAGUUUGUUUACACGAUGCCGACGAUUUUUUACAACUUUUUUGUUUUGUUUUGUUUUGUUUUGUUUUGUUGUAGGAGUAUUGGAUCAUGAAGAGUUGUUUGGGAGAUUAAAACUUGGUGAGAAUGAGAUUGACGUAAAUCAGAAGGACUCCAUCAAGAAGACACUUCUUCCUUAUGUUUCUUCUGAGAUCGCUACUCGUCCAAGUUUUGCAUGGGACAAUGCUUUUCUAACCGAGCCAGGUGUUCUUGAUGCGGAGGAAUUGUCUCUAGUGAACAACGGUUUCACUAGUAACACUCAGCCUCGUACCUCUGCUGAUUCCAUGACGACAGCAACUGAAGGAAGCAGAUUCUCUGUGUCGAGCAUUGAGCUUGAUCUGUUUAACGACCUGAGAGCCUCUUUAAGUAAUGUAAAGCAGAGGGGAGCUAAAGAGAUCCAGUGCAAGUUACCAGAUGGAAACAAGAGGACUAAAUGGUAUAAACUGAAAAGUCAACGUUUGAGUCUCAUUCCUCAACCAAAAGUCUAUCCUUCUUCAUCUUCAGUCUCCAAAUCUUUGACUCCUCGUCAAGCUAAACCUGAGAAGGAAGUUGUUGCGAGUGAACAAGGGAAUAAGGGAUCAAAAUCUAUCAUACGAUCAUCGUAUAAAGGGAAGGAUUCAACAUCAUCAUCCUCUGGUCUGAGGUUACCAUUGCCAAAGAUGGGAUUCUUCGAGUCGGAGAAUGAUGGAGACAAAGAAAACAAAGAACCAAACGCUUCUGCAAACAGAAGAAGAAGACACAAGUCCAAACUUGAGACGCUUUCUUCACAAGAAAACCUCAGCGUUUUGGGCCAACGCAAAACGCGAAAGUGAAACGGGCAAUAGCGAAUGUACUUUGGUCUUGUGUGCGUUGCAAGGAAUCGUUUGCGAUUGCUAACUGAGUUAGUGUUUCUUGUUGGAUAAGUCAGCUGUCUUGUCUUUUAAAAAAAAAAAAAACAGCCGGCGAUAAUUACAAGUUGUUGAUGAAUGGACAUCUUACUUUAUUUUAAGACACUUUCUCAGUGUAUUACAUCAAAGCUCUUUUCUCCUUUUUUUUCCUCUUAUGAUUUUUUAUGACCUUCCUUGUUAUGCUUCUCAAGCAUCUUCUCUUGUGCUGGCUCGUUACCAAACCCAGAGCCUACUUGGAUUUCUCUUUGACCAU